Ectocarpus siliculosus is the source of this 793-nucleotide messenger RNA. Lineage: Eukaryota; Phaeophyceae; Ectocarpales; Ectocarpaceae. The record is from the annotation of a GenBank genome assembly.
AUGGACAAGGCCCCUGGGACGGAGGUCUCUGCCUUCGCGUCCAAGGCCCUGAGCAGAGACGUGGGAAAGGACUGCAUUUCGCCCGUUUGCACCGCCCCCGACGGUCCCGUAUUCCAAGAAGGGGAUUUCCUGCUGGGUACUGCCCCGCUCGGGCAGGUAGUCCACUACACCUGCGCGCGCGCCAACCGCAAGGACCUAAUCCGCGCCAUAUACAAGGAACAAGACGAGAGGCGUGCGAAGUAUCAGAAGAAGCAACAGGGCACGCAGAGCAAGCAGGCUGAGAAGCGCUCCCGCGUCGAAGCGACGGUCAGCUUCGCGGCGCUCGCCCCGGACUCGGACGACGAGCUUCUCGAAGAAUCUGACUCUUGAGAGUUUGUGUAUUUCGCUGUUGUUGAUACGUCCGCUUUUUGAAGGCGUUAGACCGGCAUUGUCGCGUAUCCUCCGUUUGUGCGAGAGGAAUACAGUUCGCUGUUGUUGAUACGUCCGCUUCCGCUUCUUGUGGACGUUAGACCGGCAUUGUUGCGUGUUUUUCCGUUUGUACGGGAGAAUAUACUUCCAAGACAACAUCACGUCCGAUGGUCGUCGCCUGGGUGCUGUCGCUUUUGGGGACCUUUCCAUUCGCUUGCCUGUUGAGUACGUCUUUCGAGCCAGUAGCAUUCGCCAUGAAAGAAACCAGCGUUGCAGGCACUGCAGCGCUUGGACAUGGGCAGAAGAAAGAAUCAACUGUUGUUCAGGAGGCAAGUAAGUUGUGGGGCCUUUGGUUCCUAUCCCCGACGAUAUUGAACGUCUAUGC